This is a messenger RNA of Aspergillus mulundensis, 1005 nucleotides long. RefSeq lists its product as uncharacterized. The record is from RefSeq and is a predicted model, not a curated record. The transcript is spliced from 2 exons. NCBI's taxonomy places the organism in Eukaryota, Fungi, Ascomycota, Eurotiomycetes, Eurotiales, Aspergillaceae. The coding region runs from base 1 to 1005 and encodes 334 amino acids.
AUGAGCAGAUCGAAAGACUCUCCCGACUCAAGCUCGAGCGCAAUCUCCACCCCCCAACUCUUCGCCCUCGCCCACCCACCCCCGAAAUCCUCCAAAGCGUCCAAAUCCAAAUCCCCCCGCCUGCGCCUCUCCUCCCGCCUCCUCCUGCAAAUCCAGCAAUCCUCGCCCGGACGAUCGCGCGCAAUCCCCAUCCUCGAACUCUACCAACCAUCCACAUUCGGGAAGACCAUCUCAACCCCGGGGGCCGAAAAUGGGCACGGAAGCCACAAGGUGCACGGGCGCGAUCUGUACCUUACCAUGAGCGAGAUGUACACGCAUCUCAAGCGAGAACGAGACGGGCCGGUCAAGGUCACAAAGCCGCGCUCUGGAUCCGGAGGGUCAACUUCAACGACCGGCGCAAGCAGUUUCCGCAAGUCGAAGUCGAGCGCGGGCGGCGACAGUUCGGCCGAUGAGGGGACGGGCGAGUGCAAAGCGAUCCGACCGCGGAGCUCACACAACAACGGAGAAAGAGAAAAAGAAAGCGAGCAGGACGACGUCGUCGCCGUAAUCCACACCUCGCCAUCGCCGCCACCCAAACCAGCGACAACCGCACCCGCACCCGCCGACGCAGCCCUCUUCUUCCCGCUCACAAACCAAACCUGGACCGCGACGGCGCACGGCUCAGGACACUACCGCUUCGUCUGCGAAACGAGCGCCAUAAUCUUCGAGUGGGAGAAGAGGCCGCCCUCGCGGUCGGGCUCGGCUGCCGCAGCGGCGGAGAAAGCGGCAGGUGAUGAGGGCGACCGGUUUGCGCUGAGCGUCUCUGUCUCGGACGCGACGUCACCUGCCAAGAGGCCUUGGCUGGCGCAGUUGACGAAGCGGGGGAUUCGUGUUGGGGGGUUGGAGGCGUGGCGGGAUGAGCCGGGCGUUCGGGCGUUGAUGGGUGGUGGCGACGGGGCUGGGCUGUAUACGCUUAUCUUGACGAUGGGGGUGUGGGUUGCUAGGGGGGAGGGGUGGGUGAACUAA